AUGCUAACCACUGCCAGGUUCAUAUCGUUCCCCUGCUCUCCACACCUUACCAAUCUCCCCUCAUGGUACUCUAAAUCAGCCAAAGUGGCCGCGACCAUGAUCAGUCUCUAUGCACUCGCCAACAAAUUGGUCCUUUUCGUGAUGGUCCGCCUAAUACUUUCGAGCUUCCCAUCCCGAGACCGACGUCGCAUGGUCGCAAGGUACCGGCGCUCGCCCACCCUCUCGAUUCUCCUUCUCAUCAGCAGCAUUAUCUGGCUGGUCAACCUCAUUCAUCAUGGUUUGGUGAUAUACAAUGACUACGAGCGACUCAAAUCGGCUAUCGCGGCUGAACGCCUGUCAAACCUGCUCUCCCAGACGACCUCGCCUGCCACUGGACUACGUGGAUUAAGGGCUUCGGACCUUGAAAGAGAUAUCCUCAUGCGAAACAUCAUAUACACUUCCCAGGAUGCGGUGAUGUCAGAUCCGUGGCUUUUCGACCCAAUCACUAGGGUUCUGAUGAUCUCCCUCUGGAUGUUUCUGCUUGCGGAGGGAGUUUUUGGGAUUGUCGUUGCGGUACCGCCACUCUGGGAUUUUGCUCGCUGA
Molecule: messenger RNA, 582 nt
Organism: Aspergillus homomorphus CBS 101889
Lineage: Eukaryota; Fungi; Ascomycota; Eurotiomycetes; Eurotiales; Aspergillaceae
Exons: 3
Coding region: 1-582 (193 amino acids)
Source: RefSeq, a predicted model, not a curated record